UGAUCUGUCAAAUAGUUAGAAGUGAAUUUCUCACCGAGCUUAGGUGAAUUUUAGAAAGUUGCAUAAAGUUAGGUACGUGUGGAUAGUUUUCGUAUAAUUUAAUUCUUAUCAGUCAAUAUUAUCAAAGAUUAUACAAAUCAUAAAUGGUUUUACGGUAUUUGAAUUAACUGACACUGCUGCUACAAUUGUUCCAUAAACUGAGUGUAAGUUUAAAUAUUCGCUUUUGCGAGGCAAUGGAUUUGUGGAUUCUCGGUACUUUAGCAACAUCAUUUACUUUGUAUUAUGCCACAUCAUAAGAGUCAACUAGCGGUGCUGAUCAAGGGAAGGGGGCAUGCCGGCUUUAGUGAAUAUGAAGUGCUGAAAAUUUUUUGUGAUGUAUGUGAAUCGCUGGCUCAGUUACACUGCUGCCAGGCUCCUAUCAUUUACCGAGAUCUAAAGGUUGAAAAUAUAGUUCAAAAUGAUAUGGGACGCUUUAUUUUGGCCGAUUCAGAUACAGCUACUACACGGUUUUUGAAUCCUGCUGCACACGGCAAAAAAUUAGUAGAGGAUGAAGUUCAAAAACACACUACUGCAGCCUACCGUGCUCCGGAAAUGUUAGAUUUGAAUUCAGGCCACAGCAUUACUACAAAAGUUGACAUAUGGGCACUGGGAUGUUUACUUUUUAGACUUUGUUUCGGAGCAAUGCCGUUCGGCGAAAGUUCAAAGGCAAUUUUGCACUGUCAGUACAACAUCCCGGAGAAAAACAAAUAUUCCCCUGAGCUUUGUCAAUUAAUACGUUUAUUAUUAGAGCCGGAUCCAGAAAACCGUCCCAGUAUAUACCAGGUUUGUGAACUAGCAUUCCGUAUCGCUGGAAAAGAUAAUCCGUUAAAGGUCGAUCGAUCGAAAGCUCAGCCUGCCAAAAGCAGUAAUUCAGAACAAGCUGCAGAACGUAAAACACAGUACACAACAAUUACAGCCACCACCAGCGGAACGAGUGUCGUACCUAGAUCACGUCCAAAAGCACAACAAACCAAUACCGGAUCAGGUUUUCAACUCGGUCCGCCACCUUUGAAUCCUUCGCCGAAGAACGUUUCACCAACACUGGGUUCCGAGGUGAUCUGUCCCGAAAAAAACGUCUUCGUUGCGAACUUCAGUGACAAUUUUCCUUUAACCAAGCUGAAUGAGAAAAGCCCCGCUACCAAAGAGCAGCUGCAAUUAGAAAUCAGUGGUGGUGAUAAGCAUCGUAGCUCUACUGGAUCGGGAUACCGGUUUUUUCAAUCGGACUCAAAUAACCUGUUUGUUCCUGCUUUGGAGGCUUCAACUGUGAAAGACAUUUCCAAUGCCGUUUCACCAGCAUCACUGUUGUCUCCAUUUGAACAGGAACCACCGUCAUCCUCGUCCUCGUCGGCGCGACUCCGACCAACCACCCUAUUUCCAACAGGUGCAACUCCAGGCGCUUCACAACGACAUCAGCAGGCUUUGAGUAACUCUAACAGUGAAAAAUCUCUAGUUUCGCCAAUCUCCAGCUCAACCUGGAAUCCUUUCGGCGAUCCUUCAUCUUUUAGUCCAAGUUCUACAUUAACUGAGGAUCAACUGUUUGGUGCGGAAUUUGAUAAACUGCGUUUGGAUGGUAGUAACCAGACAUCCAUUGUAACUUCUCCAGAAGAAAUUAAAUCAGAACAAGGAGUUGCAGCGGUUCCCACAGGUUGGCUUUUGCAUCCGCAGCAUCAACGUUUCUCGUUACCGAUUAUAUCGCAGACAGGAUUUGCAGGUACGUUAACUAUUCCUACUCAUGACGUUGUUCCUGAAGAGGAUCCAUUUGGAUCGGCGCCUUUCACGUUGCCAAAAAGAUUGAAAGACAAAACAGGUCGUUCAUCCAGAUUGACUUCGAAACUGGGUGGAGUCAUCUCCAACGCUGCAGUCGGUAGUGGUAACUUAUGGCAUCGUCAUUCUACCGGGGGUAGUGGCCCUGUGGGAAAUAAUUCAGUUCUUGGAAAAGAAAGUUUAAUUCCUGCAACUUCAGCUGUUGGUGGUGGCGCUGGUCGGUCUGAGGAGAACGGAGAUGGUACCAUGGAAAACUGUAUGGAUUUAAGUGGGUCGGCAGCGGUUGAUAAGUCGUCUUUGCUGGGAAUUAAAUUGGAUGACUUAAUAAGUGGUGGUGAAAAGGGAUCACCAAGUUUUAUUAAGUUACCAAUAGACGAUAGAAAUAAAUAUGAAAAGCUCAAUUCAAACGAUAUUACGUCCGAUGAUAGUGAUUCGGAGUUUUACCCUGACACUGGAGUUGGAAUUGGUGGUGGUGCAAAAAAACAAAGCUUUAAGCAGUUUGUAGAAAGCAACAUACCAGAAAAACUUCAGGCAGUUUACCAUAAGGUCGAUAAAGGACAAAUUAAAAACGUACAGUUAGUCAAGAAGUUACGAGGUAAAGUAGUCCUUCGAGAUGACCCGAAAAAAAGCAAAGGUAAAGAAAGAGCUGUAAAAACUUCGGUAGGGGAGAAACAAAAGGACGGAGAGUCUGAUGAUUCCAUAGGAUCUGCCAGUGAUUUAAGAGCUAAUGAUGAUUUUGUCGAAGAACAUAACGACGUUGGAAAAGUGGCUAACAGUAAAUCAACAAGGCAAUUCAACCGAACGGCCUGUGAUGACGGUAGUGUUGAUGAUUGUAUUAGUGAGAGCAUUAAAACAUGCGGUUCAAGUGCCUAUCACGCUGAAUGUGAAAGUGUGACCACUAACGAAGAUAACACCAGUAGAAUUGUAAUGAGGAUAAAAAUCAAAAAACGAGAACAUGAUUCUAAGCAUAGUGUUAUUGAUGAAGAUAAUUCAGGAGAGGAAGAUAUGGUUCAAGGUGACAAACCAUUGUUGUUAGAUGAUGAACUAGAUUACGAAUCUGCUCCGGAAAACAAAUCCAGUGGGGACGAACCACUGAUGGACCCAUUUACACCCGAAUCUCUUACAGACGUUACCGAAAAGCAGCACUUUGAUGACGAUGACAUCGAGCUGGAUCCUUUCGCAUUAGCGCCGUUUCGAAAACCAACAGUACCGAAACGAUCCAGUAUUAAAUAUAUGCCGCAGGUACAUCCCAUCCCGGAAAAUUAUCCGCCAGCACCUGUAUUGGUUGCCCCUUCCCCGGAAGUUGCAUCAGCAACGGAUUUUUUCACAUCAACACCCAUCAAACCUGCACAAAAACGAUCUCAACCAGAAGUAGACAUGUUUGCUACAUCGCCCGCUCCCUCUACGCACACUGUUAUAGUACCGGAAUCGGGCAAUCAGCGUGGAGAAACAUCUAAUUCUCGCAUCGACCUUUUUGGUUUAGAACCAUUUCCCCCACUUAUCAUCUCUCAACCUGUCGCUAUUUCAAAGCCAGUCUGUAUCCCAACGGUGACGGUAGAGCCAGGCUCGGUUACACUAACUCACAUCAUUCCAAGUGCUAGGUCAAGUAUGCCGAUUGCACAACAGGAAGCACCGUUGCCUGCUACUGCAGCUACUCAACAACACCAACAAAGUUCCCAAAUGACUGCACGUCAUAGCUAUAUCAAUUAUAACCAAAUAACGCAAAGCGCGACCAGUUUUGUGGCACCAAGCGAAAACUAUGUAAAUUUCGAUCCAAAUGACGUUGACGAUGACGAUGGUCGGAAAUUAAAAUCGGACGAUUAUGACGAUAGCAGUGAUUCUGUCAUAAUAAUGAGUUCCUCUAAAACGAGUGGGGGUGGUAGUAGCAGCUUUCUAGGAAAAAAGGAAAAAGUUAAAUACAACUGCUUAAGGGAUACAGCCUCAGCUACCACCUGCGGAACAGCUAAGCAUGAUCCUUCACAUACCACAAUGGGACCUGCAGCGAGUUCUAACAGUGGAAAUUCAGUGUUAGUUAUCCCAGUCAAACUAAGCCAAAAAGUUAAGGUGAAUGUUGUUGGCGGUUAUCGUAAGGUUUCAAACAAAAGUAGCAAAAAGGAUAAAUCAAGUAGCGGAAAUAACGGAGUGGACAUAUACGAUUCGCCACCGAUUGGUAAACCGCAGUCAUCGAAGGCUAGCAAAAAAAUGGGAUUCAGUAACAUGAGCUUUGAAGACUUCCCAUCAGACGAACUGGGAGAGGAUGAAUCGUUGUCUACUGGCGGAGCUACAAGUCGGCAAGCUGGCAGUGGAAAUGUUGGAAGUAAAUUAAUGAAAAUUGCCCCUUUCGAAGUGAUUCGCAAUGAGAAAAUGCUGUUGGAGGCAGAAAAAAAGUUCGGUUCGUUGAAGCGCCGCAGUAACCCGUUUUCAUGAUUAUACGCUGAAUCUCAGACAAAAAAAUAAUAUGGAACAGGGCACAGCUAGGUGCAAAUAUGACAUUUCUACUGAAAUUAUGUGGAAUGAAAUUGAUUUGUGCUGUCGGAAAGAAUUUGAUUUUCUAGAACCUAUCUCCCAAACAAAUGUCGCUUCUGUAGUUUGUUAAUGAAAUGAUAGCAAUUUUCAGAACUUUGAACAUCAACUUUGAUUUUACCCGGAUGUUUGCUAUAUUUAACACUUCAUAAUAUUGCUAAUAAGGUUAAGCGACAAAGUUUGAACCCACUUGUAAUCCCGUAAUGUUGGGGAAACAAAGCCCCGGUAGGCCGAUAGGAUUACAGUAAUGAUGUUUAUUGCCUCAAGGUUAUAUCCUGAGGGUCCUGCGUAUCCUAAAAACAUAGAACUUCACCUGCUGUUAUUGGAAAACAAGAUGUUUUAUACCAAAAACAGAGUCGUGCUUGAGACACAUGUACGCAGGACCACGUAAAACCAAUUUUUUAUUUAGAAAGGCGAAUUAUUGAUAAAGGAUUCUGAAAAUCUGGAUUCAACAGCUGGCUUAUAUUCUCAGGUUUAUAUGAUAUCCCCUCGUGAUGAACGGCACUGUUGAAAGGUGUUCAAAUUUAAGUGUGAAUAAUGAUUUAUAUUUCUUGGAGAAGCUGAGAAGCAUUUACUGCGAAACCCAACUCCCAACUUCGAUUGCUCAGAUAGCAAUCUUUGAUGUGCUGCUCUAAAUUAGAGUAAUGCAAAUAAUAUUUCACGGAGCCAAUUGUUUUCUGAAUUUCGUUCGUGUCUUGCAGUUUUUCAAAAGUUGUAGGUACCCGUGAUUUUUUUUCAGGGAUGUCAUCAUAUAGUAUUGUGUGUAUAUCGUAGUCGUGGUUCAAAUAG
Wyeomyia smithii (pitcher-plant mosquito) is the source of this 5115-nucleotide messenger RNA. RefSeq lists its product as uncharacterized. The record is from RefSeq and is a predicted model, not a curated record. Gene Ontology annotation, cellular component: cytoplasm. Gene Ontology annotation, molecular function: ATP binding; AP-2 adaptor complex binding; protein serine/threonine kinase activity. NCBI's taxonomy places the organism in Eukaryota, Metazoa, Arthropoda, Insecta, Diptera, Culicidae. Gene Ontology annotation, biological process: positive regulation of Notch signaling pathway; regulation of clathrin-dependent endocytosis; protein phosphorylation. The coding region runs from base 283 to 4230 and encodes 1315 amino acids. The transcript has 3 exons.